Messenger RNA from Panicum hallii, 573 nucleotides. RefSeq lists its product as uncharacterized. The transcript is spliced from 2 exons. NCBI's taxonomy places the organism in Eukaryota, Viridiplantae, Streptophyta, Magnoliopsida, Poales, Poaceae. The record is from RefSeq and is a predicted model, not a curated record. The coding region runs from base 49 to 318 and encodes 89 amino acids.
GUUGACCUUUUGACUCGCUGGUCCCCAACUCUCCCUCAAAAUCUCGCCAUGAGCUCGACCCACCUUGCCGGCGCCGGCGUCGCGUCGCCCUCGGCGACGGGCGGUCACCACACCGACCGCUUCUUCAGGGCGCUGGCGGUCGCCUCCCUCUACAUCCUCGUCCGCCGGUGGCGCGCCGGCAGGGUCGGCCUCGCCGAGCGGCCGGCGCCGGCGGAGAUCGCCGCCGCGGCUGUGCUCUGCGCCUCCGUGGCGUGGCUGUACGUGCUCCCCGCCCUGGGCCUCCGCCGGAGCUCGCACCGACGUCGGCACCAAGAUUAGUUGACCAGAGAUUGCUGUCCCGUUGCUGGCCAUCUUAUGACUGAUAAGAUGGACACCAGGAUCUCUGAACUUAAGGAUUGGCCUGCACCAGCUUAUUGGUUUGUUGGUAACACCUUGCAGUCUCAUGACUACCCGCGACUGCGUGGCUGAUUGUGAUCUUAAAUUAUGUCAGAACGCAUGACUGUAAAGGGAUCGCAAUUUUUUUUUUCUGCUUAUGUAAUUUAGCAUGAGCUUAUCUGGCUUGCAGUUCGAAAA